Molecule: messenger RNA, 138 nt
Organism: Vairimorpha ceranae
Lineage: Eukaryota; Fungi; Microsporidia; Nosematidae
Exons: 1
Coding region: 1-138 (45 amino acids)
Source: RefSeq, a predicted model, not a curated record
AUGCCAUCAAAAUUUCAUUUUAAAUCAAAAAAUUUAACAAUAAAACAAUCAAGUAGGCUAAACAAAUUUCAAGCAACAAUUUUAUUUAAGAUGUAUAAAAAAGUAACAAAAGCUAAUAUAAAUAUUUUUCUAUUUUAG